Molecule: messenger RNA, 446 nt
Organism: Entamoeba invadens IP1
Lineage: Eukaryota; Evosea; Mastigamoebida; Endamoebidae
Exons: 2
Source: RefSeq, a predicted model, not a curated record
AUGAUUCAAGCGACAAAAGAUGUUACUGCGAAACUUGAGAUGGAGGAUUUCAGUGAAUUGCAAAAGGUCUCCGAAUCUCUUUUGAAUGAGAGAACCACUUUAGUUAAUGUGGAGUAUGAGAACACUGAUAUUCAAUAUGACGUGGAAAGCCAAUACAUGCCACCAUCUAUAUAUAAAUGUAUGUACACUUUAUAUUUCACACCAAGACCUUUGGAAGGCGUUUUUAGAUGUUGUGCUGAAGCAAAGGCACUUCCAUGGUAUAAUAAACUUAUUGGUGGGAUGGACUAUCAAUGUGUCAAAACAAACGUAUUGACUGGCGUCAUAAGAGACUAUGUCAAACAAAGUGGUUCACUUUGGCAAACAAACGUUCUGUCACCCUUACUUGAAGUUACUAAGAAGUACACCGGAGACGACAAUGUGUGGGUAGAAGAAGUUGAAAGGAUGAC